UAUAAAAUGAAAACACUUACCUUAAUUGCUUAACUAUUGAGUGAACUCAGAGUUGUUUAAAAAGUUUUAAAAUUACUACGGUGAUUAGUUUUGAGGUGAAACAAUGUCCGUCCGAAAAGUGCCCUUGUUCAUAAUCAGAAACAUGCGUUUGUCUGAUUGCAAUGAAGUGCGAGAAAUAUGGGAAUCGUUGGGAUCGAUGAUCAUUAAGUGUGGCAAUGAAGUGAUGCUCAAAACGGAUCCAAACGGUAUAUUCGUUGUCGAGGAGUCUAAUACAGAAAAACUUUUGGGAUUCGUGAGUGCCGUGAAAUUGUCGCCUGAAUUGUCAUUUAUAGGCGGCUAUUGUAUCCGAAAGGAAUACCAGCGCUUAGGUAUCGGUAAAACACUUUGGGAUAAAGCGAUGGCAUAUAUGGGCGACACUAAUAUCGGACUCUUUGCCGCCAAUCAGAAGAUGUUUGACAUAUACCGAGAUCUCUAUGAUUUCAAAUGCAUUCCCAAUAAACUGUUAAUCCAUAUGAGAGGACAACUGAUGCUAAGCAAAGACAUUAUGACUGAAAUCCCGGGAAUCUCUUUGGUUGCUAUCAAUGAAGACAACAUUGAAGAUGUGAUUAAUUACGAUAAGAAAGUAUGCGAUGGUUUGGACAGAAGUGUAAUGUUGUCAGCGCUCUAUAAAGUACCCGAAAAUAUACAUUUAGUGGCCAUUAAUGCCAGGAAUGAGGUGUUGGGCUAUUGUUUCAUUGUAGACACGGCUACAGGUGUGACAGGUAUAUGUCCCCUCUAUGCAGAUAAUGAACAAAUCGCUGAGUUAUUGGCCGCCAAAUGCUGUCAACGUUUGCCACAAAAUAAAACGAAAGAUAUUUUGAUGAUCACAACCUUAACGUUGAGAUUUCCUUUCGCGGAGAAGUUGUGCCAAACUAUUGCUAAGGAAAUGAGUGGUAAUCAGCGGAAGCCGUCAUAUAUUAUCCGCAAAACCCAAUUGUCUGACUGCGAGGAAGUCCGACAGAUCUGGAAUUCAGUCGGGUUUCAGUUCUUCAGGUUUGGCAAUGAAGUGAUGCUCCAAACGGAUCCAAACGGCAUAUUUGUGGCUCAGGACACCGAUUCCGGUCAAAUAUUAGGCUCCUGUAGUGGUGUUAAUCUCUCUCCUGACCUGUCGUUUGUGGGUCAGUACGCCGUCCGACAUGAAUACCAGGGGUUAGGCAUAGGAAAGGCACUCUUUGAUACGGUUUCGGAGCACAUGGGCGACAGGAAUGCCUCACUAUUUGCUGCCAAUCAGAAGAUGUUUGAGACCUAUCGCGACAAAAAUGGAUAUAAAGCUAUUCCCCAAAAACGUAUACUUCAUAUGAAAGGACGGUUUAGUCCAAAGGGUCUCAUCGAUAGACCGUUUAGUCCAAAGGGUCUCAUCGAUAGUAUUGAUGGCAUCUCUUUGGUUGCCAUCAAUGAAGACAAUAUUGAGGAUGUGAUUCAAUACGAUAGAGAAGUGUGCGAUGGAGUGGACAGGAGUGCGAUGCUGUCGGCGACCUAUAAAACUGGAGAUAAUAUCAAUUUAGUGGCCAUUAAUGAUAGAAAUCAAGUGUUGGGCUAUUGUUUCGUAAUGGAGGCGAGUUCAGGCAUCACAACCGUUGCACCACUUUAUGCCGACAACGCAGACAUCGCUGAGUUAUUGGUGGCCGAGUGUUGUCAACGUUUGCCACCAAAUAAGAGGAAUCAAUUGUUAUACCUUUGCUGGGAUUCAAAUCAUAAGUCGAUAGCGAUUGCAAAUAAAUUAGGAUUAAGUCGAGUGAGGGAUCAGCCAAUUCUGUUCCAGAAGAGGGUUGUGGACGGAAAUCUGGAUAAAAUAUUUUCCAUCACU
Messenger RNA from Oppiella nova, 1846 nucleotides. NCBI's taxonomy places the organism in Eukaryota, Metazoa, Arthropoda, Arachnida, Sarcoptiformes, Oppiidae. The record is from the annotation of a GenBank genome assembly.